CCCAUUGCAAUUUUCUCUUACCCUCUUUACUGUCUGCCUAAACUCGCUUAAUUUUUUUUUUAAAUUUUAUUAAUUUCUAGCUUUAAUUUUUUUAAGGAAGUCUAAAACCUUGUUUCAUCUGUUGAUUUUUCUUUUGGGGUUUUGGGGUGUUUGUGUAUGUCUUUGAGGCCGACGUAGUAAAAUGUUGAGUUAAAUUCAGAGGAAUUGGAGUUGUGGGUUUUGAGUAGGGUUUAGAUCAAAUAUACCGGAAGUGAAGGUUAUUGAUUGAUUUUAUCUGGAUUUUUAAAAUUUUAAUCUUUGCAUUGAAGGUUGAUUGGCAAGUAUGUGUCACAGACUUGAGACAAUCGAGAUAAGCCUCGAAUGGAAAUUCCCGUAACAGAUUAAUGUGGGAUAUAUUCUGCAUUUGAGAGUCAUUAGGAAGUGGGUUCCAAUGAUUUGGUUAUUCCACCGUACCUGUUCAUUGUAAUCUUCAUGGAGGAAGGUUUCUGCUGUAAUGGGUUUUCGUGAUUAAAACGAAGAUAAAAGAUGGUCCUUUCGUUACUGAUGUUUUCGUACAAGUGUAAUAGUUGUUGAGGGUGUUGAUUGGAUGGUGAAAACAAACUUAGCUUCUUCUCCUGAACUGUAGGCAUGAGCAAUGAUAUAGAAUAGCCAUUUUGUUGCUGAAACAAAGGUAUUAUGCAAUAAUUUAUGGAACUUUGCAGUUUGGUUGUUAUCACGUUUAAAUUUUAGACAGUGAUUACUUUAGCUACUAUUUGUUUCUUGUUAUCUAUGGCGUUUCCUAAGUUGGUUAUUGUGAAGUUCUAACAGAUGGAGUACGUGAGCCCAGAAGGUCUUCGCUUAGAUGGUCGGCGGCCCAUGGAAAUGAGACAAAUCCGAGGAGAGAUUGGUGUUGUGGAAAAAGCCGAUGGUUCUGCUGUGUUUGAGAUGGGGAACACCAAAGUCAUUGCUGCAGUGUAUGGCCCUCGAGAGGUCCAAAAUAGGAGCCAGCAGAUGAAUGACAAGGCACUGGUGCGGUGUGAGUACACCAUGGCAAAUUUUAGUACUGGAGAUCGCAUGAGGAAACCAAAGGGUGAUAGACGAUCCACAGAGAUUUCUCUUGUUAUUCGGCAAACCAUGGAAGCAUGCAUUAUGACACAUUUAAUGCCUCGGACUCAGUUUGAUAUUUUUGUGCAAGUUCUCCAAGCAGAUGGAGGAACUAGAUCUGCAUGUAUCAAUGCUGCAACCCUGGCCCUUUCAGAUGCUGGAAUUCCAAUGCGCGAUCUUGUUACUUCUUGUAGUGCCGGUUACCUUAAUAGCACACCUCUACUUGAUUUAAACUAUGUAGAAGAUAGUGCUGGAGGUGCUGAUGUCACUUUAGGUAUUAUGCCGAAGUUGGACAAAGUGACUCUUCUUCAGAUGGAUGCUAAAUUACCAUUGGAUAUUUUUGAAAAUGUAAUGCAACUUGCAAUUGAAGGCUGCAAGGCGGUUGCAACAUAUAUUCGAGAAGUAUUACUAGAGAAUACAAAGCAAUUGGAGUAUCGACGAGGCACCUAGUUUCAAAUCAUGAUUUGUGGUUGUUCGUAUGGAGUUCGAGGCGGCUGUAACAUGAAGACGGUGUUUGAUGGAGGAACAAGGCUUAAAAUUAAUGGGAACUUUAACGAAAAGCACCUGGUACUGUUCACUUUAACGAAAAACCACAUUUUUACACUAAAAAGUCAAUCCUGUUACUAUUUACUUUACCCU
Molecule: messenger RNA, 1722 nt
Organism: Malus domestica (apple)
Lineage: Eukaryota; Viridiplantae; Streptophyta; Magnoliopsida; Rosales; Rosaceae
Source: RefSeq, a predicted model, not a curated record